Hyposmocoma kahamanoa is the source of this 610-nucleotide messenger RNA. RefSeq lists its product as uncharacterized. Bases 73 to 540 code for a protein of 155 amino acids. The record is from RefSeq and is a predicted model, not a curated record. Lineage: Eukaryota; Metazoa; Arthropoda; Insecta; Lepidoptera; Cosmopterigidae. The transcript has 3 exons.
GAGCUGCUCGAACGCACAUUUCUGUAAAUCGUCAGUGAUAUAAGUGAUAUUCUCUGUUUUAAAUGUAUUAAAAUGAUAGUGUUUGCCGUUAUUUUGAUCUGUUUUGUGUCAACUGUGGCACCAGAAAGCUGUUACUACCAAAGGUGCAUCAGUUGCCAUCCCCAAGAGACAGAUAUCUUCAAAGGAACUAUAAAAGAAUGUCAUCCAUCAAACUGGGUGUCCGCAGAGUGGCUCCAUGAGCUUGGACACCCGCCACCAUCAACAGAUUCCAAGGUACCUAUAGAAUACAGGUGUUUGAAAAUGGUCGCCACACCAGAUGACAGAUCAUAUGGUAACACAAUUGACGUCAUAAAAGGCUGCAUUCCUAAACUUCAAGUGGAUUCAGUAUGCCACGGCCUCAUGGCUGUAGAACGAGCUAGGGGCCACAGCAACGCACGUUGCUACAUAUGCAAUAGAAAUGACUGUAACUCCUCCAAUAAAGAGAAGCUUAGUUUUGUUGUCUUAUUGACUACUAUGAUGUUAUACUUUGUACUUAGCUGAUAAGCUGAGGUUUUUCUACAUGUUAAGAUAGUAAAUUAAGGUGGCCUUCCAAUCAAGUUUGAGUGUUUGU